UAAGAUGUAACAUAAUAAACGGCUCUGAAAGAAAAAAAAGCUAUUGUUGUUGUUGGAACUAAAUUAAAAUAAUUGAUUUUAUAAUAAUACUGUUUAUAAAAAUUGUUUUAAAAACGAUAUUUUUUCACAUCCCUAAAAAUUUGACAUUUGUUAAUGAAUUGUCAUUAUCAUGUUUGUGUUUUUGUGUGAUGAAAUGAAUAAGGAAUCUUUACUUUGAUCUAAUGGAGUUCUGAUAAUUUUAUCCUUACAUCGUUAGUUUCUCAGGUUUCAGCUUAGUUGACCUUGUACCUUUGCCUUCUCUUCACAAAAUAUUGUAAAAAAUGGUGGGGUUAGAAGUUGACAUGAACCGGGAAGACGACUGUGACAAUAUCGGUCUUGGUUGUGCCUUAGAGCAUUUUUCUGAAGUGGACGAAGUUCUUACUAUGAUCGACAAUCUUAAAAAUAUUUAUAAUACUCCAUCAUUAGAAGUAGAGUAUGAUAAAUUAUACACUAUUCUGAAACAAUAUUAUGAACAGCCUCAUCUGCUUGAUCCUCAUUUGGAUAAGAUAUUGUCAAAAUUUUUGAGUCUUAUAAAGGAUAAAGAUUCUCCAUUUGAAUUAAAACAUGCUACAUUCAACUAUAUGUACCAAAUCAUCAGAGUAAGGGGAUAUAAAGUUGUGAUACGACACCUGCCCCAUGAAGUAAGUACAUAAGUAUAAUGUAAAUAAAAAAAGGUAUUGUAUACAGUAUGAAAAUAUUUACUAAUUUCAAAACUAAAGGUUUCAGAUCUUCUAACAGUUUUAUCAUUCCUGGAAGCACAAGAUCCUAAUGAUAAAGAAACAUGGCGUAGCCGUUUUGUCCUUUUGCUGUGGCUAUCAAUUGUAGUUAUCAUUCCAUUUCACAUGAGCAGGCUUGAUGGUUUUGCGCCUGGACAGCCAGAUCCAGGCUCUUCUAAGAAACUGACUGUAAUGGAAAGAAUUUUCAACAUAUGUAAAACAUAUGCCAUGAGUAAAGAUUCUUGUGCUGAAGCCAGUGCUUAUUUAGCUUCUAAGUUUUUAAUAAGGUCAGAUGUCAAAGACUUAUAUAUGGGCGCAUUCUUUGAUUGGGCCUGUGAGUUACAUUCCAAUCUACAAGAGGAAGAAAAAAUUCACUAUGGAGUUUUGGCAGCUGUUGCUGCUGUUUUGAAGCAUGGCAAGAGAGAUGAUUUGUUGCAAUUUGCUCCAAAAUUACUAGAAUGGGUCACAAACCAGAAUUAUAAACAGCAUAAAGCUAUGCUGGUGAGGAAAUAUGGAGUAAAGAUAGUGCAAAGAAUAGGAUUGACAUUUUUACGUCCGCGGGUGGCAUCAUGGCGUUACACGCGCGGGUCGCGUUCAUUAGCCGUCACUUUAGGGGGCGUGGUGGCCGCUGGCGACACUGAACCCCUAACUAUUCCCGUCGACGAUGACGAUCAAGAUAUUCCUCAAGAGGUUGAAGAUGUAGUGGAACUUCUCCUGUGUUCUCUCCGUGAUGACGACACAGUAGUAAGGUGGUCAGCUGCUAAGGGUAUCGGCCGGAUUGGUGCGAGAUUGCCGGCUCUGGCGGCCGCUGAUGUAUGCGAAUGUGUUCUGGGAUUGUUCACUGAUAACGAGAGGGAGACCGCCUGGCAUGGCGGGUGCAUGGCACUUGCGGAAUUAGGUGAGUCAAGUUUUAUUUCCGAGUCAAAUCAUUGUUGUUUAAAUAAAUUAAUAAACAGUCAAUGGGUUUUUUGCACAAGUUCAUAAUCUUUUGUAGUUGAUAAGGUGUUGGUAAGAUAGUUUUACACCUAUUGGUAAGAUAGUUUUUAAAAUUUUGCAAUCAAUUUUGACUUCAUUGUCGACAGAGUAAGGUUUAAAAUCGAUUGGAUAAAUUAUCCUUUUAACUGUAUUUGUUGUUGAUUUGAGCAACAUCAACUUUGAAAUU
Messenger RNA from Diatraea saccharalis (sugarcane borer), 1917 nucleotides. The record is from the annotation of a GenBank genome assembly. NCBI's taxonomy places the organism in Eukaryota, Metazoa, Arthropoda, Insecta, Lepidoptera, Crambidae.